AUGGCUGAGGUCGACGAAACUUUGAAGAAGAAGCGUACCUUCAGGAAGUUUACCUUCCGAGGGGUUGACUUAGAUCAGCUUCUGGAUAUGCCCAAUGAACAACUCAUGGAGUUAAUGCAUGCCCGCGCUCGCCGGCGAUUCGCGCGUGGUCUUAAGAGGAAACCAAUGGCGCUGGUAAAGAAACUGCGCCGUGCGAAGAAAGAAGCACCACCAAAUGAAAAACCCGAAAUUGUAAAGACACAUUUACGGAACAUGAUCAUAGUCCCAGAAAUGGUCGGAUCAAUUGUGGGGAUUUACAAUGGAAAGACAUUCAACCAGGUUGAAAUCAAGCCUGAGAUGAUUGGCCACUAUCUUGGAGAAUUUUCAGUCACAUACAAGCCUGUCAAGCACGGUAGACCUGGUAUUGGUGCCACCCACAGCUCCAGAUUCAUUCCUCUUAAGUAG
Messenger RNA from Pieris macdunnoughi, 444 nucleotides. NCBI's taxonomy places the organism in Eukaryota, Metazoa, Arthropoda, Insecta, Lepidoptera, Pieridae. The record is from the annotation of a GenBank genome assembly.